This is a messenger RNA of Daphnia pulicaria, 1247 nucleotides long. It is a transcript of the gene Ctu1, whose product is annotated as cytoplasmic tRNA 2-thiolation protein 1-like. Gene Ontology annotation, biological process: tRNA wobble position uridine thiolation. NCBI's taxonomy places the organism in Eukaryota, Metazoa, Arthropoda, Branchiopoda, Diplostraca, Daphniidae. The transcript is spliced from 5 exons. Gene Ontology annotation, cellular component: mitochondrion; cytosolic tRNA wobble base thiouridylase complex. Gene Ontology annotation, molecular function: tRNA binding. The record is from RefSeq and is a predicted model, not a curated record. Bases 147 to 1172 code for a protein of 341 amino acids.
CUAAAUUCUGUUUUUAAAUGGACGUCAACUCGUUGUCUUAUGCAAUUUUUCUCUUACCUGCCACUUUUAUUAUCACUUUAAUUACUGUAUUGACGGCUUGGAUUGGUUGGCAAUUGUUUAUCAACAAUUAAUUUAAUAUUUUAGAAAUGGUGGUUUUCUGUUCUACAGGUUGUGGCAGUACUGCUGUUCUUAAGAGACCAAAGACUGAUGAUGCACUAUGCAAAAACUGUUUCUUCUGGGCAUUUGAAACUGAGGUACAUCAUACCAUAACAUCCACCAAAAUGUUUCAACCAGGCCAACUUGUUGCGAUUGGCGCCUCUGGGGGAAAAGAUUCUACGGUUCUUGCUUAUGUUCUAAAGCAUUUGAAUGAAAAGUACAACUAUGGAUUGAAACUUGUUCUACUUUCGAUUGAUGAAGGAAUCACAGGUUAUCGUGAUGAUAGUCUAGAAUCUGUUAAGAGAAAUCAAGAAGAAUACAAUAUUCCACUCACAGUCUUGUCAUAUAAAGAUCUGUAUGGUUGGACCAUGGAUGAUAUUGUGAAGCAAGUGGGGAGAAAAAACAACUGUACCUUCUGUGGAGUAUUCCGUAGACAGGCUUUAGAUAGAGGGGCUAUGCUUCUAAAGUGUGAUAUUAUUGCUACUGGGCACAACGCAGAUGAUGUUGCAGAGACCAUUCUCAUGAAUCUUUUGCGGGGUGACAUCGCUAGACUACAACGUUGUACCUUUCAUAUUACAGGUUCAGACGGUUCCUUGCCACGGGUUAAACCCUUCAAGUAUGCGUACGAAAAAGAAAUUGUUCUCUAUGCAUAUUUUAAGAAACUGGAUUAUUUUGCAACUGAAUGUGUGUACGCUCCAGACGCAUAUCGAGGGCACGCAAGAGCAUUGGUGAAAGACCUCGAAGCAUUAAGAUCGACUUCAAUUAUCGACAUUAUUCACGCAGGCGAACAAUUAGCUAUCAAAGAUGGAGUCAAACUCCCGAAGCAAGGAUUGUGCAGUUCGUGCGGUUAUGUGUCCAGCAACAUAAUAUGUAAAGCAUGCGUUCUUCUAGAAGGGUUGAAUCGUGGGAGACCGAAGCUGGCAAUUGGAAAGAGUAACAAAGCAUUGGCCGAAUUAUUAGCUGAGCGACUGAAAAAUGCGGCUAGUAUAAAAACUACAAUUCAAGACCAGUUAUAAAUUGUUGCUAGGUCCGCUAGGUCUAUCUCGACAAUACCUUAUUUUGUGUUAAUAAAUGAAUAAUCUCAAAAAUAA